AGUUCAGUGGUCAGAAUUUGUGUUCGGAUGAACUCACUUUGACCUAAUCUUACCCGCAUCCCUCUCUUUUCUCCUCCAGCAUCAGACGUCAUUAACACAUUUUUCUAACUGAGAAACUUUUUCUUUUGGACUAGUUGCACUUACCGUUUAAAUGGCCUCAGAUGCAAAGAAAUUUCAAUUUCCUUUCCUCCCCUCUCCUCCCUUUUCUUUCAACUAACACACACCUCUCUCGUUUUACCCAUAUUACUUCUUUCCAACCCCAGUUCAUCCUUGUAGCUUUUACAGUGAGUGUGUGUCUUAUUACAAUGAAUCCCUCCCUAUUCUCACCUCCCUAAUUCUCUCCUUGCAGUGACGGUGGAGGUGGUGAAGAACAGCUCCACAGAGUUCCAGGGUUUCCUGUUACAGGCCAGGAGCAGAGACGGACACACUCUGUUGUGGCCUGUAGGAAAGUUCACCAACAUUGACACCACCCUGUUUACUGUACUGCACUGUAAAAACAUGGAGAACGCAGCUGUUAGUCAGGCCUCAGGAGUCAAGAGAAAGAAGGUCCAGCUGACCUGGGAGGCACCUAGUAACGGUCACUACGGAGAUAUCUACUUCAGUGCCACUCUGGUCCAGGACUACACAACAUUCUGGGUUCAGCUGAAUAGCAACUCUCUAACACUGGACAAGAGUGGAAACUCUGCUGCUGGAGUCUCCUCAUCGGCUCUGCUCUUCAUCAGUUUGCUGAGUCUAUCUGCCUACUGCUAACACACACCCACACACACAAUCUUUAUUAACAAUAUUUUUCAUCUGAAAACAAGCCAUGGUUACAAAACAUAUACUUAAUUAAUGCAUGACUCGUGAUGAUUUAAUGCAUUAAUGAACAUGAGAGGUUUCAUGAAUUCCUGUUGCUCACCAUUAACAAAUGAUCACGUCACUAUAACUACAUGUAAUUACUUAACACUUAAUAGAUCAGUCAAUGAAUAUUACAGUAAUUCAUAGUUACUUCAUACAUUAAUUGAGAUACCACUAAAUUAGCUUGAUUCCAAUUACAUUUGAUCAGUGUCUCUGAAUACAGAAGUGCCUGUUAUAAAAAUAUGAAACAUUAAAUCAUCACGAUAAUGCAUUAAGCAUUACUUAAGUAUGUUUUGUACCCUUAUUAUAAAGUGUUACCAGUGUCACUAAGAUUGUCCCGCUUAUUAUCUUUUGUUUUGCUGCCAAUAUUCACAGUCUACACACAAGACCAUAAGUAUUUGGACAGUUACAUAGUUUUG
Molecule: messenger RNA, 1256 nt
Organism: Xiphias gladius (swordfish)
Lineage: Eukaryota; Metazoa; Chordata; Actinopteri; Istiophoriformes; Xiphiidae
Product: putative ferric-chelate reductase 1
Exons: 5
Coding region: 499-750 (83 amino acids)
Source: RefSeq, a predicted model, not a curated record